AUGCAUGAUGAUUGGGUUCCAUGCCAAGUUCAUUUGCUUUCGGAUGAUACCGAUACUUUUCUCUGUAUAAAAUCAAAACCCAUACCUCUUAGCUAUGCUGAUGAAGACAAUAGGAGCACGUUGUCUGAUUUUUCAUUAACAAAUACGAUAAGCAGUCGUUUGAACUCUUCUUCAAGGCCAUUUACUGCUCUCUGUAACUUGAGCCAAUAUAAAUCAUGCUGUAUGAGAACGGUUUCAGUCCAUGACAAAGCUUUAUUUGCCCUAAAACUUGUACCUGCAGGAGUUUUAGGAAAUAAAAAACUUUUUCUUGCAACUGAUAAUGAAAAUGAGCUUACAACUUGGCUUUCGAUAUGCAAACCAUUUGUUGGUAAACGAGGCAAAUCUAAUGCUGGUAUUGGAAAGGACAGUUAUAACGUGACUGGCACCUUAAGUCACAUAGGAAGCCAAGACACACUGAAAGUUGAUUGUGAAUCAACCUUUGACCAAGACUUUGAGGGCGAUCUGAUGGAUAAUGAGGUUUAUGAGCCCUAUUCUUCAGGUAAUUUUCUGUAA
Messenger RNA from Protopolystoma xenopodis, 552 nucleotides. The record is from the annotation of a GenBank genome assembly. Lineage: Eukaryota; Metazoa; Platyhelminthes; Monogenea; Polystomatidea; Polystomatidae.